GUGAUGUCGUUUGGCGAUUGUGUAAAUACAAUGCACCAGGCAAAUGUAUUUUUCGCAAGUACUGUCUUAAAAACGUGACUAGUUUCGAUGUUAUAAUUUUCAAAUGGAUUGUUCAGAAGUUAUCUUCUGUACCAAAGAAUAGUCAGAAUCAUAGGAUCGAUAAUUAACUCAAGAACAAAAAUGUCGAGAAAUGGCGAAGUGACAUCAAAUCAAGGCUCUAGUCGACCGAGUUUGCCUAGACCAGAUUUGAAUUUAAUUCCUACAGAAAGACGUAGAGUGUUAGAUCUACAACUAGGAGGUCCUUCCAGUGGUGGUAAUGCAGCAUUUGUCCCAUUUACUACAAAUACCGUAACUGUACCCAGAAAUCGUGUGCCAUCCCGUAGCAUCAGGGAUGUCUUGCCUGAAAAUGCGAGAGACCGUUGUAGGAUAUAUCCAUCUAUGCAGUCAUCUGGCAAAUUGCAGUUAUCAGCAACAGAGGUGUAUGAUUUCACAGCGGAUGACUUACAAGACCUUGGUGAGAUAGGAAGAGGUGCAUUUGGUGCUGUUAAUAAGAUGGAACAUAGAAAGUCAAAUAAAGUAAUGGCUGUGAAACGCAUACGUUCUACCGUAGAUGAAAAAGAACAGAAACAGUUAUUGAUGGAUCUUGAAGUAGUUAUGAAAAGCAAUGAUUGCCCAUACAUUGUGGAGUUUUAUGGAGCAUUAUUUAAAGAAGGUGAUUGCUGGAUUUGUAUGGAAUUAAUGGAUACUUCAUUAGACAAAUUUUAUAAAUUUAUAUGUGAAAGAAUGCAAACUCGAAUACCAGAAAAUAUUAUAGCUAAAGUAACACUUGCUACAGUGAAAGCUUUGAAUUAUUUGAAGGAAAAAUUGAAAAUAAUACACAGAGAUGUAAAACCAUCAAAUAUCCUGUUAGAUCGAAAAGGCAAUAUAAAACUGUGUGACUUUGGUAUCUCUGGUAAGCUGGUGGACUCAAUUGCCCGUACACGGGAUGCUGGUUGUAGACCAUAUAUGGCACCAGAAAGAAUAGACCCCGGUCGAGCUAGGGGUUAUGAUGUGCGAUCUGAUGUAUGGUCACUAGGCAUCACAUUGAUGGAAGUAGCUACAGGUGCAUUUCCCUACCCGCGUUGGGGGUCUGUAUUUGAACAAUUGCAGCAAGUAGUGCAAGGUGACCCACCACGCUUAACAAAUAACAAUAACACAUUCUCCAACAAUUUUGUUGACUUUGUAAACACAUGUUUGAUCAAAGAAGAAACCCAACGUCCUAAGUAUAACAAGUUGUUGGAGCAUCCAUUCAUCAAAGGUAUUGAUCAAAGUAGAGUUGAUGUUGCUGCAUACGUAUGUGAAGUCUUGGAUGCCAUGGAACGUAAUGGUGUCAGUCCAUUCACAACAGACCAACCAGCUCAAGCUUGGGUAGAUUAAAUGUAAUUUCUCUCGCUUAGUGGAAGCUGUCCACAUUCAAGUUCAGAAUACGCCAGCGGGAUUUUGACGCGCGGUAAUGCUGCUUUUCUACAAUCAAUCACUGACUCGUCAAAGCCUCAGAGCAUCAUAACUAUCACUGGAAUAUUGGGAGCAAACUUACGCUCCAGUCUGCAAAGUUAUUCCGGCGGGGAAUAACUUCGCGGCCAUGCCCGCUGAUCGGAUCGCAUUUUCUAUAUUCUGGCAUAUUUAAAUGACAAUUACCUAUGCUUCAUGUCGCGCUCGCAAAUAUGUAUGAAUGUGCAAACAGGACUGUGCAAACUUCACAAUUACGCGUGUUGUGGAACACAAUUUUGCUGGACUAAAGCAUGGGAUUUAAUGUUUUGAGAUGAUGAUGAACGCUAAGUUUAACGGUGCAAACAAAAACAACACAGUCCAGUCUUCAACAUGUCAACGAUAGCACAAUUCGAAGACACGUUGCUUGCGUAAUAUACUGUAAACUAGCCACGCGAAAUAUACAGGCAAGCUCGCAUCGCUCUCAUGACGCGAGAGUGUAGCCCGGGUAUUACCUACUGAUCCAAAUUGGAUGUAUCUGGCUUCCAUGAUACUCAUAGAGCAUGAUUAACGAUUAUUUCAAACAUGCUGGUAGGUCAGC
Molecule: messenger RNA, 2068 nt
Organism: Chilo suppressalis (striped riceborer)
Lineage: Eukaryota; Metazoa; Arthropoda; Insecta; Lepidoptera; Crambidae
Source: the annotation of a GenBank genome assembly